This is a messenger RNA of Megalobrama amblycephala (Wuchang bream), 1197 nucleotides long. RefSeq names its product synaptonemal complex protein 3 (gene sycp3). Lineage: Eukaryota; Metazoa; Chordata; Actinopteri; Cypriniformes; Xenocyprididae. The transcript is spliced from 9 exons. Gene Ontology annotation, cellular component: synaptonemal complex. Gene Ontology annotation, biological process: meiotic cell cycle; spermatid development. The record is from RefSeq and is a predicted model, not a curated record. Bases 236 to 958 code for a protein of 240 amino acids.
AUCCUCUCGCGCUCAAAAUAAAAUCCGCGGGAAAACCGCUUCAGAGACGCAGGAGUUCAAACCGUCGCCAAACAUUAAAAUAAUUAAAUAUCUUUCAAUAAACGGUUAUAGCGUAAUAACAUACAUUAGUAAAAGUAAUUCAAUUUUAGAUAGUUUUCUAGGCAGGAGUGACUGGUUAGAGUAGAGAGAUCAAACGCGUCAGACUACCGCAAAAUACUCUUCAUACAGUGAGACUAUGGCAGCUUCAGCGAGAAAACAAAACAAGAAGACCAAACACACUGACAGCUCUACAGACCUGAAAGCGUUUGACUUCAACAAACUGGAGGAGGAAAAGAAAGGAAGCGGAUCUGACGAUGAUACAAGAGAUGAAACUCCAAUCAUUGACAAGCUGACCAAGAAGAGAUCUGCAGAGACGUUUGAUGAUGAUGAACUACAUGCUGGUGUGGGGAAUGAGGUUCAAAAUAUGCUGGAAAGAUUCGGUGCGGACAUCAGCAAGGCCAUGCAGACCAAAAGAAAGCGCUUGGAGGUUCUCACCAAAAGCUCCUUAAAGGGCAGCACUCAGAAACUGGAGCAAAUGUGGAAAACCCAGCAGAAUCAGAGGCAGAAGCUGACACAAGACUAUUCUCAGCAGGUGCUCUCUGUGCUUCAGCAGUGGGAAACUGAUGUUCAGAAAUCUGAGGAGCAGGAGGAGAAACUAAACAAUUUGUUUCGCCAGCAGCAGAAGCUCUUCCAGCAGGCGAGGGUUGUGCAAAACCAAAAAAUGAAAACCAUCAAAGACCUGUAUGAGCAGUUUGUCAAGAACAUGGAGGAGAUGGAGAAAAGCCAUGAAUCCUUCCUGCAGGGCACACAGAUGGAGCUCAGAAAGGAGAUGGCUCUGCUGCAGAAGAAGAUAAUGAUGGACACACAACAACAGGAGAUGGCCACUGUUCGGAAGUCCCUCCAAUCCAUGCUGUUCUGAAAACAUCUUUCUGUUCUAAUGUCAUCAAUAGAAAUGUGUGGAUGACUUAACCUUAUGUUCUGAAAGGAAGGUUUCUUUUAUUGAAUAUGAGUUUAUAAGUUAUCUUUGUUUUUAUUUUUUACAUAAAUUUGUUCAUUUUAAUAUAUAAUCGUACUCCUGUUGUAUUAUAUGAAACUAUCCAAAUAGAUGCUUCUGUAUAUUUUUUUUAAUCUAUUAAAGAUCCUGCAAAUUCAGUUUUC